CGGCGCGGAGGCGCACUGAGCCUCAGCCGCCCCCUCACUACCGGGCGCCUUUCCUCCAUCGCGCAGGCGCACUGAACUUCAGCCGCGCCGGGAGGCGGGCCGGACGGCGAGGGGACCGAGCGAGCUGCUUUUUGAGGCUGCGCACUCGCGUGGCCCCGCCCCACAGGUCCGCUUCCGGCGCCGCGGCUCUUCCGGGCAGAGACAGCUUGUACUGCAGUCGGAGUUAUAACGAGCCCCUGACUGACCGAGCGACCGCCGACCAUGGCUCCCGGAGUGGCCCGCGGGCCGACGCCGUACUGGAGGUUGCCCCUCGGUGGCGCCGCGCUACUCCUGCUGCUCAUCCCGGUGGCCGCCGCGCAGGAGCCUCCCGGAGCGACUUGUUCUCAGAACACAAACAAAACCUGUGAAGAGUGCCUGAAGAACGUCUCUUGUCUUUGGUGCAACACUAACAAGGCUUGUCUGGACUACCCAGUUACAAACAUCUUGCCACCUGCUUCCCUUUGUAAAUUGAGCUCUGCACGCUGGGGAGUUUGUUGGGUGAACUUCGAGGCGUUGAUCAUCACCAUGUCGGUGGUCGGAGGAGCCCUCCUCCUGGGCAUUGCCUGCUGCUGCUGCUGCUGCUGCAGGAGGAAGAGGAGCCGGCAGCCAGACAGGAGCGAGGAGAAGGCCAUGCGCGAGCGGGAGGAGAGGCGGAUACGGCAGGAGGAACGGAGAGCAGAGAUGAAGACAAGACAUGAUGAAAUCAGAAAAAAAUACGGCCUGUUUAAAGAAGAAAACCCAUAUGCUAGAUUUGAAAACAACUAAAGCGCUCCAGCCGUCAGGCAGUCCCGAUGCUUCCUGUGAGGUGCACACUCCGCAGCUCAGCCCAGCCGGGAGACCACGUGGCCCUCGCGGUCUCCUGACCUUGACCAGUGAACCUGCCAGCCUUCCAGGACAGGUGGCCGGAGAGCUGCCCCUGAAGGACAGUCUUCCUCUCGUCCUGCAAACUGGUGACCUUCUAUUCCCUGUUCAUCUCUGUUUCUAGAUUUAGUCACUUGAAAUAAGAAAUCUUUGGGGUUUGGGGUUUUUUAUACUCUUCUCAGUUUGUAAGAAGCUAACUGCACGCAAAGCCGCCUGACGGCACCUAGCACUGUGGCUGUCAUUCUCCCGGGCAGCAGCAGAACCCUGCCUUCCUCUCUGUCUGUUAACUAGCUUCACACGCAACAGAGGGAAGACGGUUUGACUUUUGUCGUGAGGAGAACUGACCAGCCCUCAUCAGUCCCCAUAAAACCACGGACAGCAUCAAGUGUUCACACCUGUUGACUCACAUGGCUUUUGCUGAUGACACGGGGCUCCAGUACACAGUCUGAUAAGGACUUACUUCCUAACCUCAAUGGUAUUAAAUAGCAUUGGGGAAUAGCUAAACCUUUAAAAAAAGAAAAAAAAAAUUAUUGGAUUUUCCUCCCUACUUAAAAGAUUUCACCAGAAGACUUUCAUAUAAAAAUUCAGGCUCUUUUUGGCCAGUUUUUAAAAUUUGUAUCUUUACUAGAACGUGAGAAUCUUUUUCCCUUGGAAGUUUGAAUUAGAAGUGUGGUGUUUGGCCUGCCUCUGCAGCACCGGUUGCCUGCUCGUGUGCCAGCACUGUUGGGAGGAUGGGGCAGGACGCUGCACCUUUCUCCAGCCCUGUUGGCAUCCUCAGUGCCUGCAAGCCUCUCCCUGCCUGUUGGGCUGUCUGGGGGGUGGCCAUUUAGGGAUCGUGGGGACGGGGUCCACCCCAAGAAGAAAGAAAGGCCCAUCCACAGGCCUGGCUCUGGGCCGUGUGCCCCAGAAGCAGGUGUGUCCAGAGCCAGCUGAGGGCUCUCCUCACACCAUCCAGCAGGCGCCAGUGCUCCUUCUGCCUCACGGGACCAGUCCAGCUUCCAGCCGCUCUGGCUCGAGGGUGUUCUGAGCCCUUCCUUCAGAGUGGGCUUCCCCGGGAGCUCUCCAGUGGCACUGCUGGACCUGCCCAUGUUUCUGUAAAAUCAGGAUACGUGGCUUUAGUAAGUAGACCCAGCGCUUCGUGACAGGGGGAGCAGCGUGCGGGGAGGUCACUGAAAAGUGCUGCCUAAGGAAGUUUGAAAAUAGUCCCUGUUCCAGAUUGCCUUGAAUUUUAAAACGUUUUGCUUUGGGAAAGUAGGUCGACAGCACCUAAGAUAAAUGAUGCAUUCCAUGUUCACACCUCACAGUCAGGAAAACUGAGAAAACUGUCUUCCGCAUGAACUGAAGUUCACAGGCAGAUCACUGUGAUCCACAACACUAAGAACUCAUCAAACAGCUUGAUAAGCCUUUUUGACUGUGUGCAUCUGUACCGGGAGUAACAUUCCUAUGCUGAAAUGUUCACAAAGAAUAGAACCUGCACCCAGUUCUUCAGGCUGAUUUCUCUGACCUCUUGGGCAUUUGCAUUUGUAGUAAAGUAUUGCAGAGUUUCCUAAGUAUUUUAUAGCAGCCAUCAAAAUUGGACUUUGUAUUGUUUAUUCAUAAAAGAAACUUAGUAAUAGACUUGAACGAACUUUGUAUGAAUACAGUAGUGUGUACGCAAAAUCAGUGUCCUAAAUGUAGGCUGCUGAGCUGAAGGUAGAGCUUGGUUGUUAAAUACAGUGGGUGAAUCCUUGCGUUCAGUGUAGAAGCUACGUCUGUAAGGUUGGUCUUAGUCCAUCUGAUUUUCUCUGAAAUACGCUAAGAGCAGCCACAAAACUGUAACCUCAAGGAAACCAUAAAGCUUGGAGUGCCUUAAUUUUUAACCAGUUUCCAAUAAAACAGUUUAAUAUCUGCAUUUGUCUA
Messenger RNA from Piliocolobus tephrosceles (Ugandan red Colobus), 2799 nucleotides. RefSeq names its product PTTG1 interacting protein (gene PTTG1IP). Lineage: Eukaryota; Metazoa; Chordata; Mammalia; Primates; Cercopithecidae. Gene Ontology annotation, biological process: protein import into nucleus. The coding region runs from base 262 to 804 and encodes 180 amino acids. The transcript is spliced from 6 exons. The record is from RefSeq and is a predicted model, not a curated record. Gene Ontology annotation, cellular component: cytoplasm; nucleus.